This is a messenger RNA of Ictalurus furcatus (blue catfish), 3530 nucleotides long. RefSeq names its product ankyrin repeat and SOCS box containing 2a, tandem duplicate 1 (gene asb2a.1). Gene Ontology annotation, molecular function: protein binding. Lineage: Eukaryota; Metazoa; Chordata; Actinopteri; Siluriformes; Ictaluridae. The transcript is spliced from 10 exons. Gene Ontology annotation, biological process: intracellular signal transduction. The record is from RefSeq and is a predicted model, not a curated record. The coding region runs from base 1293 to 3368 and encodes 691 amino acids. Gene Ontology annotation, cellular component: cytoplasm; nucleus.
CACAAUACUAACAUUUUUUGAGAUGCACCUGUACACACAGUAUAUUUACGCAUACCUGCAUGCGUCUGUUAUUUGUAUGAUGUUUUAAAAGAGCUAAAGGAUAAAGUAGUGAGAAAAGAAACAUGAGAGAUAAAUCCAGAGAGUUGUGAGGUGGAGAUUUUCUAUUUGUAAAUCCAAAGAGCAGAUAUGUAAGUGAUCUAUUUUUAUCCAACAACUGGGUCAGAUACAACACAUGACUUUCACGCACACACGCACACACACACACACACACACAAACCAAGUGGGUUUAAAAUGUUAGACUAUAUCCCAUACAGUUUUGUUUUAACCCUGUAGUCUCUUCAUUCAUCUUCAUGAGCUCUGAAAGAGUUUUACAGUGUUCAGUUGUUACAGAUUUUAAAAUAUUAAAUCAUUUAACAGUUAAGUAUGUAAAGGUUAAAAGAUGGUGGAGUGUUGCUACCAUAUCCCUGUUAGAUACUAUGGUGUUGCUAGGUGGUUGCUAGGUGGUUGCGAUCAGUCCAGCACCUCAUUCCCAUAAAGCAGCUACAGUAUGACUCUGCCAAAUUUCAUGGCUCUAUUUUAAAAAUUGUGACCUUUUUGUGAAAUUUUUACACAUUUGAAAAAGAAGAUUACUGAGGGAAAAAAAGUCAAAUAAAGUGCUUACUGAAUGAAUGAAGAUGAUCAACCCAUGAAAUUCUACAUUCUACAUCCAGAGCUUUUUUCACUGAUUUUGGGGAAGCUUAAAGGUGCUGUGUAGAACCGUUUCACAGACUGUUUCCCUGUCAGACAUGGUUCCAGGUUAUGAGUUCCUGUUACUCUAACAGAGGUGCUGAUAUUUAUCAUAUAACCAUGGGAUUUACCAUUUUUGAACUAUUGCUAUGGCAAUACGGGAGACAUCCGAAAGAGGAAAAGCCGGAAAACGCAAAUAAAACACAAAGAAAAGUCGAUUCACUGAAAGGGAAAGGUCACGGGACGUGAAAGAUUCGGAUACGCUAGCAGUUCUUUUCACCUCAUGUCACGUUUAUCUAGGUGAACUUUGACCUGUGAAUUCAUGAGCCUUGGUUUGUGUGUCAAAAGAAAACGAGAAGGCGGGGCUGUGUUGGUGCGUUUGGUCAGUUAAAAAAAUGGAGGAGCUGCUAAUUAUUUAGUAGUGCGACAGCAAAGGUUUGCCUCACUGUUUUUACUGAGAGAAAAAAAAAAUUUGUGGUAAAUUUUUUUGUUUUUUCUUUCUGGGUGCUAGGAUUCCAUCAUUAGCCAAGCUGUCAUGCCUGCUCUUUUAUCUUUUCCGUUUGAACAUGUUAUUCAGGACCCCGGACUCCGUCAUGGCAGCCGACGGGCCUGUACUGGGUGCCACCAGUCCCACGCUGAACCACGAUGACUUCAGCCUCUAUGGCUACAUGUCUGAUGAUGAACUGAUGCAGCUGGCCAUCGAGCGCAGUCUCACUGAGACCCACAACAACUCCACAACGUCUUCAGCUGAAACAACGAAGAGCUCCACUCCACAGCGCAGGACAGAGAUUCCCCGGCCGGGUCAGCGCCCGACACCACGGCCAGAUCCAACCCCCUGUCCUGCAAACCCACCCAGGAAUAAAAAUGAGCAGCAGCCAGUAAUAGUGAGCCACUUCAUCACCGGGAACGGGAAGCGAAUGGUGGCGUAUCGGAGAUAUGACGGGACUCUGAUAGAAGUCAAACCCGAGGCGGAAGAAGAAGUGGAUCCGGUGCUGAAGGCCAUCAGGGACGGAGAUGUUGGAACUUUGAGAAGGCUGAUCAAAAAGGCCGACUGCAACCUUCUGAUGCCGAACGAAUACGGCUGGAUUCCACUUCACGAGGCUGCGCAAUACGGCCAGCACGAGUGUAUUAAAGCGCUCCUGAGAGUCCAACCCGGGAUGAUUAACAAGCGCACUCUGAAGGAUCAGACGGCUCUCCUGCUGGCCGUGUCGAAGGAGAACGAGGAGUGUGUGUUGUGUCUCCUGGAGAAAGGCGCAGAUCCAGACAUCCCCAACAAGGACAAGGAGACGCCGCUGUAUAGAGCGUGUGAGAAGGAAAACCCCGCCAUCGUGGCCAUGCUGCUGAACCACGGCACGGCGGUCAACAAAAACUGUAUCCAAGGCUGGACGGCGCUGCACGAGGCCGUGUGCAAGAACAACGUGGAGAUCUGUGAGAUGUUAGUGAAGGCAGGGGCGAAAAUUAGCACGCCCAACGUGUACGGCAUCACCCCCGUCUUCGUGGCAGCUCAGAGUGGGAACGUAGAUGCGCUCCGCUUCCUCCUGAAAAACGGCGCUGAUAUCAACAGCCAGGCAGCAGAUGGAGCCACGGCGCUUUAUGAAGCCUGUAAGAACGGUCACGUGGAGAUCGUGGAGUUCCUGCUGUCUCAAAAAGCUGACGCCAACAAACCGGGCAAAACCGGACUGCUGCCGAUUCACAUAGCAGCUCAGAGGGGACACAAUCACACCGACCUCUUCACUUUCGGGUCAGAACACAAUACUGACAGGGCGCUUCAGAUUGUGUCGAUGCUCAUCCCUGCCACCAGCAAGGCCCGUGUGAGGCGUAGCGGCAUCAGUCCUCUCCAUGUCGCCGCCGAGCGAAACCGAGACGAGAUCCUCGAGCUGCUCAUCGAGUCCGGCUUCGACGUCAACGCCACGCUGUCCGAGGACCGCAGAAUAAUGUACGAGGACCACCGCAGCACCGCCCUCUACUUCUCCGUAAUCAAUAACAACAUCCAUGCGACCAGCAUGCUACUACAAGCCGGCGCCAACCCCAACCUGGACACGUUCAGCCCACUGCUCGUAGCCCUGAGGCAGGGCUGCAUAAGAACUGUGACCUUAUUGGUGGAACAUGGCGCUAAUGUCAACGCCUACAUCCCCAUGCACCCCACCACCUUCCCCGCCACCGUCAUGUUCUGCAUGAAGUACCUCAUCAUUCUCAAGUACCUGAUGGACAACGGCUGCGACGCGCUGUCGUGUUUUAGCUGCGUGUACGGCAGCGACCCCCACCCGCCUCUGAAAACGACGCCCAGCGAGAGAACACACUACAGAGACGAUCAAACUACGUCACGCAACACCUGUAUACAGUUCUGUGACAUGGUCUCCACGGACACGUACAGCCCCUGGGCAGGACCCAUCAUAGACGUGCUGCUGGAUUACGUAGGUAACGUGAAGCUCUGUUCCCGGCUCGUUGAACACUUGGACAGUUACUCGGAAUGGGCCAACAUCAAGGAGAAAGCAAUGCCCCCGCGGCCCCUCCUGCAGCUCUGCAGGCUGAAGAUCCGGCAGCUGACUGGAAUCCACGGACUGGACAAACUCAAAAAGUUGCCCCUCCCUGGACGACUGAUCAAAUUCCUGAAUCACGAGGAACGCAUGCUAGAUUUAUGAGCCUCGUUCAGAAAACACAGAUAAAGGGACAGAUUUAAAAAAAAAAAAAAAAACUGAAGGAGGAACAGGGCCAUUCCACCGAAUGGGUGCCGUUUGCUUGUUGUAACUCUUACAAAUUAAACUUUUUUCAACACUGAAUCUAAUAACACACAUAUUUAACGA